Molecule: messenger RNA, 1190 nt
Organism: Oryza brachyantha (malo sina)
Lineage: Eukaryota; Viridiplantae; Streptophyta; Magnoliopsida; Poales; Poaceae
Product: probable calcium-binding protein CML27
Exons: 2
Coding region: 45-617 (190 amino acids)
Molecular function (GO): calcium ion binding
Source: RefSeq, a predicted model, not a curated record
GGGAACAAGUGUAAACGAAGCCAAGGGGAUCGGAAGCGCGCGCGAUGGACAGCCCCGCCGUGAACGUGAAGCCGUCGCUGUCGAGGAAGCCCUCGCCGUCGUUCCGCCUACGGAACGGCAGCCUGAACGCGCUGCGCCUGCGCAGGGUGUUCGACCUGUUCGACCGCAACGGCGACGGCGAGAUCACGCUCGACGAGAUGGCGUCCGCGCUCGACGCGCUCGGCCUCGGCGCCGACCGCGCCAGCCUGGAGGCCACCGUCGGGGGUUACAUCCCCGCCGGCGCCGCGGGGCUCCGCUUCGGGGACUUUGACGCCCUCCACCGCGCGCUCGGCGACGCGCUCUUCGGGCCCCUCGAGGAGGAGGAGCCCGGGAAGAGAGCGGAGGACGACGACGAGGGCGACAUGAAGGAGGCGUUCCGGGUGUUCGAUGAGGACGGCGACGGCUUCAUCUCCGCCGCCGAGCUGCAGGCCGUGCUCAAGAAGCUCGGCCUCCCCGAGGCGCGGAACCUGGCGACGGUGCAGGAGAUGAUCUGCAACGUCGACCGCGACUCCGACGGCCGCGUCGACUUCGGCGAGUUCAAGUGCAUGAUGCAGGGGAUCACCGUGUGGGGCGCUUGACGGCGGCCGGCGGCCUUCGUCCUCUCCGGCGUGCCAUAUUCUGAAGCAUCUGAAGAUUUGUUUCAAUCAAUAGUGAACUGGUGUUUGUUGUAGGUUGGUCAUAAUGCAGGUAAUGAUGACUGUAAUUUCACCGCUGUAUGUUAACUCUUGGGUUUACCCGUCACUAAUGUAGGCAUGUAGCCAGGUCUUGUGCAUCUGUAUCGCUGUAUUCCUCCUAAUCCAACAAACUUUAUGUAUGCAAGAACAACGUGGCCUUUAUCAGAACUAUGGUCUUUUUGUUAAAAUUGUAAGCGUGUGCUUGGUUACUUGGUUUAAUGUAAUUAUUCCUUUGUACCAGUAGUAUGUUUUGAUCGGUUUCAAAGAGUAGUGUGUUUUGAGCUGGCAUCAUCUCUGGAUUAUAUUCUCUCUACUCUGCUUUUGAUUAUCAAGGAAAGCGCCAAUGAUGGACAAAGCUUGAGAUAAUAAUGGAUCCCAUUGCUGCUUCAAAAUUGAACAUGUGACAAUUACUGAGCUUUAAUAGUAAAUAGUUAGUGGUACUAAUGUCUUGGAAUAACGAAAGGAUAUGAUUAUGUU